AAACAAAACAAGUUUCGACUUUCGUGUUUCGCAGGAAAGUUCACUUGAACCACUACCAACAAGUUCACAUUCACUUUAUCCUUCGAAUACAUUCUACUCGAUCUACAGACUGCCACAUCAUACGAUUUCUGAACCUGGCAAUACAAUGAUCCGUGGAGUACAUAAAGUUUGUGGCCAUAAUGCCUUUAUAUUGGAGCCGUAUAUCAGCUCCCUUCAGCUGUCAACCCACUUGACUACUGCCAAGACUUACUCCACUGCCCAGAAGCUUCCCCGGCUACCCGUGCCAAAGCUGGAUGAUACUUUGAGUAAAUAUUUGAAGACUGCCAAACCACAUUUAAACAAUGAGGAGUAUGAUGUCACAUGUAAUCUUGCUAAAGACUUUGCUACUGGAGUUGGACAGGAUUUACAGACUUUGCUAGAAAAAAGAGCACAGCAGCACACAAAUUGGCUUGAGGAGUGGUGGCUUAACACAGCAUAUUUAGAGUACCGGGAUCCAGUUGUGGUGUAUUCUAGCCCUGGCCUGGUAUUUCCGUUCCGGAAGUUCAACAGUCAGCUCGACCAGUUGCAGUAUGCAGCAAAAACGUUGCUGGCUGCACUUGAUUACAAAUCCCUAAUUGACAAUGACAAAAUUCCAACUGAGAUGAUGGGCAAAAACCCAUUGGACAUGCAACAGUAUAAGAAAAUAUUUGGAACAUGUCGGAUCCCCGGUCUAAAGAGAGAUUCAUUGUCAUAUAACACUACCAGCAAACAUGUUACUAUCAUCCAUAACAACCAUAUCUUUCAUGUUGAUCUCUGGGGAGACGAUGGUAAAGUUCUUAAUGAAGAUCAAAUAGUGCAGCAGCUGCAGAAAGUAAUAGAAAUGUCCAAAGCUCCGUCGCCAGAUGGAAUUGGUAUUCUCACUUCGGAAAACCGAAAUGCUUGGGCUAAAGCUUAUGACGUACUAAUAAAAGACAAUCAAAACAAAGAAUCAUUGAAAGACGUGCAAUCAAGUCUAGUGGUACUUUGUUUGGACAAGCCUGUGGGGCUGUGGAAAGCGGCCGAUAAAAAUGGCCGCCAAAAUAUUGCUGGCGCUCAGACUAUCCACGGAGGAGGCGCGGGACUCAACGGCGGAAAUCGGUGGUUCGAUAAGACAGUGCAGUUUAUAGUCGGUGCUGACGGCGUGACAGGGCUGACUUACGAGCACUCCCCAGCCGAGGGCCAGCCUAUUGCUGUGCUAACAGACUUCCUCAUCAAUUUCAUAGAUCAGAAUAAAGCUGCAGGUAGGCCUGCAUCGACAAGCCCAAAACCCCCACAGCUGCUGAAGUUUAAUGUGAACUCAGAGGUGGCUGGCAUGAUCAAUACAGCAAAGAGCAGUUUAGACAAACUAGUAAACAAUCUUGAGCUGAACUGCUUUACGUACGAAAAAUAUGGGAAGAACUUCAUCAAGUCACAAAAACUAAGUCCAGACAGUUAUCUGCAGAUGGCGAUGCAGUAUGCAUUUUACAGAUUGCACAAAACGCCCGGCGCGCACUACGAGUCCGCAGCGACGCGGAUGUUCGCCGGCGGCCGCACCGAAACCAUCCGCUCCUGCUCAAUAGAGUCCGUCGAGUUCGCCAAGGCCAUGCUCGACUCCAAGCGCUCACCUAAGGACAAGAAGGCGGCUAUGCAGAGCGCUAUUAACGCGCACAAGAACUAUACAGUUAUGGCUCUUCAAGGGCUCGGCGUAGACCGCCACCUUCUCGGGUUGAAGUUGAUCGCACUGGAGAACGGCAUCGAUAUACACAAGCUGUACUCCGACCCGGGAUACGUAAGGAGUGCCCACAUGCGACUAUCUACCAGUCAGGUGGCAUGUAAAUGCGACGGGUUCAUGUGCUACGGCCCUCUAGUCAGCAACGGCUACGCGACGUGCUACAACCCGCGCGACAACGACGUCAACUUCGCCACGUCGGCCUUCAACGACAACCCGGAGACCAGCUGCGCCAAGUACAGGGGCGCAUUGGAACAGUCCCUCCAAGAUAUGCACGACGUGCUCCUGCUUACCACACAGGCUAAACUGUAAAAGUUUAGUUGCAUAUCGUCAGGUGACAAGCAAAAGUCACUCAUUACUAAAAAAAAAUUGAACAAAAAUCGACCUUCUUUUAGUACUAAUAUGGUUUACUAUGGCUAUGAACUUGUGGUGGCACUUAGUGACUUUCGGUUGUCACCCGACGAUAUUCUUUCUGAAAAUCUUGAGCGCAAUUUAUAAAGCUGCCAGUUACAAUUUUACAAAUAUAAUGUGGCAACACUGAUCAAAGCGCCGAUCGGUCAGGGUGUUUUCUUUUUAUCUGUCCUAUAUCUUGGACCAAUGUCAUUGCGUCUCACUAACUCAUUAAGAAAAUGUGAGACAAAAUACACAUUGGACAAAGAAAUUAUUGGACUAGUGGAAUACCACCAUCACGCGUGUGUCAAACGUAGCUGUAUGAAAUGGGGUCUAGAAUUCUAGAUUUGUUAAGUUUGGUAGAAGUACUUGAAAAAAAACUUGUGAAUGUCUUUACACAUUUUAUAUAAUAAUACUGUGAUCUUUUCCAUUAGGAAUGCAAUACAUAUGUAAUUUUGAUACUGGUGUAUUCUCUAUCCUGAUUGGUAUUUGGUAAUUGAUAAACACAUUUUUAAAAUAUGUUAUGGAAGUUUUACACAACUGCUAAUUUUAAGUAUAAAUGGAAUAUUAUACUGCCAUCAGUGCCUAUUUUAUUAUACUUAAGGUGCCAGGUAAGGUAUUAUUUUACAAUUAAGUAUUAACCAAUAGUAAGUUUAUUGUUAUUAUCUUGUAAUAUAUGUUUCUUUAUGUUAAUCUCUUACAUUUUUAAAUUAUAUAUAUACAUUUUUU
Messenger RNA from Cydia fagiglandana, 2845 nucleotides. It is a transcript of the gene CRAT, whose product is annotated as carnitine O-acetyltransferase. Gene Ontology annotation, cellular component: peroxisome. The record is from RefSeq and is a predicted model, not a curated record. The transcript is spliced from 13 exons. Bases 146 to 2038 code for a protein of 630 amino acids. Gene Ontology annotation, biological process: carnitine metabolic process, CoA-linked. NCBI's taxonomy places the organism in Eukaryota, Metazoa, Arthropoda, Insecta, Lepidoptera, Tortricidae. Gene Ontology annotation, molecular function: carnitine O-acetyltransferase activity.